This is a messenger RNA of Anopheles marshallii, 936 nucleotides long. RefSeq names its product solute carrier family 25 member 35-like. The record is from RefSeq and is a predicted model, not a curated record. Gene Ontology annotation, biological process: transmembrane transport. Bases 1 to 936 code for a protein of 311 amino acids. NCBI's taxonomy places the organism in Eukaryota, Metazoa, Arthropoda, Insecta, Diptera, Culicidae. The transcript is spliced from 2 exons.
AUGGACUUCCUGCUCGGGGGAUGUGCGGCUACCUGUGCCGGGUUCUUUAGCAAUCCGUUCGACGUGAUCAAGACGCGCCAACAGCUGCACGGCGAGCUGCUGCAACGUGCCGGGCAGCCGGUGGCUUCGCCCGUUGGUGCUACCACCGCCACCAACCCAUACAGCUCAGUCGUCCGCUCGUUCCGUUCGAUCCUCCGCUCGGAAGGAGUGCUCGGACUGCAGAAGGGUCUGGUGUCGGCCCUUGCCUUCCAGUUCGCAAUGAACAGCGUCCGGUUGGGCAUCUACCAAACCGCGGAGAAUUGCGAAUGGACACGCGGUGAUACACCGGCCGCAACACUGCUCCGCUCGAUCGUCUGGGGCGGACUGAGCGGUGUCGUCGGUUCCACCGUCGCCUGCCCACUGUACAUGGUGAAGACACAGAUACAGGCCCGAUCGCACGGCAAGUACGCCGUCGGCUAUCAGCAUCGCCACACGAGCACACUGGACGCACUGUCCGGUAUAUACCGGACGCACGGUAUACGCGGUUUGUGGCGUGGCUACCCGGGCAUCGUCACACGUACCGCCGUCGGGUCCUCCGCCCAACUCGCUACUUUCUCCACCUGCAAGGACCUGUUCGCCCAGUUCGACUGGGCGCGGGAAUCUGUCGCGAUAACCGCGUUCGCCGCCAGCAUGGUCAGCGGGUUCUUCACUUGCGUCUUCAUGUCACCGUUCGAUGUGAUCGCGACCCGGCUCUUCAAUCAAGGUGUUGAUGCGCAUGGACGCGGACUGCUCUACCGGAGCGUGGUGGACUGCUUCACAAAAACGUUGCGUGCCGAGGGCCUGCACGGACUGUACAAGGGUUUCGUGCCCAACUACUGGCGUAUCGCACCACACACGAUCCUCAAUCUGACGUUCUGGGACCAGUUCAAGGCGUGGCGAGAUCUCUACUACGGUUAA